ACCCCGCCCCUCCCUCCUCCAGAAGCCAGGGCCCUGCGGGUGGGGGCUCCGGUCCGGGCUUUGGCUGCGGCCCCGGUGUAGUAGCGGGGGCGGCGGCCGGGGGCAGCGCGACUCCUUCCCUUGUUGUGUGUGUCGGUGCCUCCUCGCCAUCUUGUUGCAAAGCCCUUUCUUGUCGGCGGGACUCUUGGAGGCCGCUGGGCGGGAGACAUCAGAAGAGAGCAAGAGAGGGAGGGGAAGGAGGGAGGCAGUGCCGCCUUUUUUUUUUGCAUCGAUUUUUCAAAUUUGCAAAUUUAUAUUUUGCAAAUAUUUUGGGAGACAUUGAUUUUCCUGCCCGUGCUCUCCCCGUUCUUUCCUGUGGAGUGCGCUGCGCCGCCCAGUCCUGUCGCCCCCCGGAGGUGAUCCCUCCCUCCUGCCCGCCCGCCAGCCUGACCUGUGCCUGGCUCGCGGGCCGCAUCUUCGGCCCCGGCGCGCCCCCGGCCGCUCUCGGCGCGAUGAGCAUAGAGACGCUACUGGAGGCGGCUCGCUUCCUGGAAUGGCAAGCGCAGCAACAACAGAGAGCACGUGAGGAACAGGAGCGACUUCGUUUGGAGAGGGAGCGGGAGCAGGAGCAGAAGAAGGCCAGGCUGGCACAUGCCCUGCCUGUGGAAGAACCCCGAAUUGAGGCACCACCCCUGCCCCUGUCUCCCCCUGCACCCCCACCAGCACCCCCACCACUUGCCACCCCCACCCCAUUGACUGUCAUUCCUAUACCUGUAGUGACCAACUCUCCCCAGCCUCUGCCCCCACCUCCACCACUGCCCCCUGCAGCUCAGCCUCUGCCCCUGGCACCUCGGCAGCCUACCCUGGUCAGCACCCCCGGACUCAGCAUUAAGGAGCCUGCCCCGCUGCCUGCCAGGCCUCAGGUGCCCACUCCUGCUCCCCUCCUGCCAGACUCCAAGACCACCGUUGCUCCCACUGGUAGCCCCAAGCCUUUGCAGCCCCUCCCCACGCCCAUCCUGACCAUAGCACCGCACCCCGGAGUCCAGCCUCAGCUGGCCCCCCAGCAGCCACCCCCGCCUACGCUUGGGACCCUGAAGUUGGCACCGGCUGAAGAAGUCAAAUCCAGCGAACAGAAGAAGAGGCCUGGGGGGAUCGGAACCAGAGAAGUCCACAACAAAUUGGAGAAAAACAGGAGGGCCCAUUUGAAGGAAUGCUUUGAGACCCUGAAGCGCAACAUCCCCAAUGUGGACGACAAGAAGACCUCGAAUCUGAGCGUGCUGCGGACGGCGCUGCGGUACAUCCAGUCUCUGAAGAGAAAGGAGAAGGAGUAUGAGCACGAGAUGGAGCGGCUGGCACGGGAGAAGAUUGCCACACAGCAGCGGCUGGCAGAGCUCAAGCAUGAGCUGAGCCAGUGGAUGGACGUGCUAGAGAUUGACCGUGUGCUCCGGCAGACGGGCCAGCCUGAGGACGACCAGGCCUCCACCUCGACAGCCUCUGAAGGUGAGGACAACAUAGACGAGGAUAUGGAGGAGGACCGGGCAGGCCUAGGCCCAUCUAAGCUGAGCCAUCGCCCCCAGCCGGAGCUGCUGAAGUCUGCCCUGCCUCCCCCCAGCACCGCCCCAACGCCCUUGCCUCCCCACUCACACCCGCACUCGCAUUCUCACCCAGUGGCGCUGUCUCCUGCCCAUCUGCCCGUGCAGCCGCAGCCUCCACAGCAGAAGACCCCUCUGCCAGCUCCUCCUCCCCCACCAGCCACCCCAGCCCAGACACUGGUACCAGCUCCUGCUCAUCUGGUGGCCGCAGCCGGGGGUGGCUCCACGGUCAUUGCUCACACGGCCACCACGCACGCCUCAGUCAUCCAGACUGUGAACCAUGUUCUGCAGGGGCCGGGGGGCAAGCACAUCGCCCACAUCGCCCCCUCGGCCCCCAGCCCUGCUGUGCAGCUGGCACCUGCCACGCCCCCCAUUGGCCAUAUCACAGUACAUCCUGCCACCCUCAACCAUGUGGCCCACCUUGGCUCACAGCUGCCCCUGUACCCACAGCCCGUGGCAGUGAGCCAGCCCGUGGCUGUGAGCCACAUUGCCCACACACUCUCACACCAGCAAGUGAACGGCACAGCAGGGCUGGGGCCCCCAGCCACAGUCAUGGCAAAGCCAGCUGUGGGGGCCCAGGUGGUGCACCACCCCCAGCUGGUAGGCCAGACAGUGCUCAACCCUGUGACCAUGGUCACUAUGCCCUCCUUUCCAGUCAGCACGCUCAAGCUGGCUUGAGGAUGAGGCCACUCAGAGGCCCCUAGUGGGGGCAGGGAGGGGCAUCUGUUCCCCACUCUCCCACCCACCAGCUCCACACAUUCCAGCCAGGCCCAUGCCCGCCCCACCCCCAGGCCUCCUAGGGGAAGGGGGUGCAGAGACUCUGAGCCAGGGGAGUGAGGUGCCCCCAGGGAGUUGGGUGCAGGACAGGGGUUACUGUGCUGCACCAGGACUCGAUAAAAUGAUUGGUAAAGAUGCACAUGGACUUGCCACCCGUCCGGCCUGGUGCCAGCUCCAUUGCGCUCCUGCCUCCCUACCCUGUACCCUGAAAUCAGUGUGAAGUGCUGUCAUGUUCUCUGGCUUCUCCCUCCCCUGCCCCCUUCCUGUGCUGCUGCUGCUAUUGCUGUGUCUGGUGAGGUGACUGAGUGCCCAGGCCUCUCCUCUCCAGCCUCAGUGUUUUCCUAGGCCUUUGGAUGGAUGGGGGGCAGGGGACACAACAGAAGUCACUUGGCAGGAAAGCUGGGUGGAGAUGGGGUUUAAUGAGGGGUCCUGCUCUGAGUAAUGGGGACAGAUCCCAGGACAUGGCUGGUCUGGAGUUUUGUCCAGAUAAGUGGGUGCCCGGGCCUCUGGCCCACUUACAGUUGCUGUGACUUGAUAACAGUAGAAACUACUUAAAACAGUUGUCUGUCCACAAUAAACGAACCUGGGCUGUUUCGAGGCUUCCCAACUCCUGCUGCUGGACUCCUGGCCUCCUGAGGACAGGCUGAGACUGGAGCUCAGGAAGGUAGAGCUUGGCUAGCAUGUGAACCAGCCCUCCACACAGCCAGGGUGUGGAAGGAGCACUGCUCUGGACCUGUCCUAGUCCUUGGGCUUGGCAUUUUACCGCUACAAGGUGGUGAAGAGGCGGGUCCAGUGUUCACUCUCCUGGUUCCCCAAUUUCUGCUCAGUGUGGCACAUUUCCCCAAGGAAGGGGGCUGUGGACAGCUCUCCAGCCUGGGAGGCUGGGACCUGCAGCUGAGCCUGAUCCUAAAAACUGAGGAGCCACAUUGUCAUUGAGACAUCAGGAAGUUAAAAUGCAGGUGCUUGGCCAAAUCCCUAAGCCCCUUCCCAGAAAGGGCCUAUAGAGGGUAGCUGGGCCAAAGCUGGGAAUUACCGAGAGGAGUGACUGCCUGUGUCACCUUCUUCAGGGCCCCAUUUCUGCAGUGGGCAGUGUAGGUGUGAGAAAAGGGCCUUGGUUGGGCUAAGCACAGGGCGAGCUUGGGGUAGGAAGUGAGGGGCCCUGAGCUGGGGGACGCUGUGGUCCUUGCCUCUGCAGACUGCUUUGGCUUUUAUGUGGGUAUUUAUUACAAGUGGCCUUGUGUCAGACACACUCAGUUACAUGCACGCAUGCACAUUCAGCUGCCCACUGGACACUCACCAAUGGCCUUUCAGUGUAAGGGGAGGAAGCCAGUGUUCUAGAUGUGCAGUUUGCACUUUGGAAAGGGGGUAGGUGAGGAAACCAGGAGGGGAGAACUCAGGAUCCUCUAGGGUGCCUUGCUGGCAGGCACUGAGGAGGCUGGCACGGGUCUCCAACACUUUGUCUCUUGAGAUAACUCCUUGGAGGCCUAGGGAUUCCCAGUUCUUGGAGACUCCCCAGGGGAUGUCUGUCUCUCCUGAGGAGGGUAAAGGGCAACCUAAGAUUAGGUCUCCACCCUGCUGCCCCAGCCUAACCAUCUCAGCCCCCAAGCUGGCUGUCUUCCUGUAGCUGCGGCCACCUCCACCUUGGCUCUGGGGGCUGGUUCCACUGUCCUUGUGACAAUGGGAAGCAGUCUGGUGCUGGCAGUCAGAGAACUUUGGGGAACCUGCCCCACCCCUUCACUUCUCCCUUCAUCCUGAGGACAGUUCCAGAGUUCAGACCACCUUGUUGGCCAGUUGCCCUCAGGCUGCACAGAUACCUCAUCAUCGCCAACUCUCCCCAUGCCCCUCCCCCAAGUGGGGGUGUCCAAAUCUAGUGCCGAAUGACUACGUCCAGAUUGGUGACGAUGGGUGUUGUUGCUGUUGUUUGUGUUGUUUGUGAACGCUGUGACGCCGUGUGCCCAAGUGGGCAGCCACCUCCCAACCCUUCCUUGGGCAUCUCCCCCGAGAGCUGUUAGGACCAUAUCUGUCCUCACCCUGUGGGACCGCCUGGCCCUUCCCUCCCUAGCCCUUCCAGCCUGGGACAGACACACAACCUUACCUCUCAUGCUUGUACUUAACCUUGGGUGUUCAGAGUGGCUUGCUGGCUGGGAGUCUUUACCUCGGGGAGAGGGGGAGGGUGGUUCCUUGGGGGGCCAAAGAAGGGCAGGGAAUGCCUGGACUGCAGCGGGUCAACCAGAACCCCUGCUCUCUGGAAACAGCUGCUUCUCCCCCAUCCCAGGGUCCCAUCCCCAACCCCCAAAGAGGUGGCCCUUGUUUACAGUGAGGACUCGGUCACUGUGUCUCCGUUUCCUGAAAUAUAAACUGUAGCGACCCCAGACUGUAGAGAUUUUUAUGUGUUUGGAUACAUCUGCUGUGUGGGAAAAAAAUACAAAAACCCUAAUUUUGUACAUAUUGUAUUUUUACUAUUGAACUGUAUUCUAGUGGCUGUUCAUGCUCCAGGACUUUAGGUAUUGAGACAUGAAUACUAUCCAUGUAAUAAGCACUUGCCUGGAAUAAAAUAUAAAGCUGAAAUAAAACUGCACUGAAAUCUGAAA
This is a messenger RNA of Cavia porcellus (domestic guinea pig), 4939 nucleotides long. RefSeq names its product MAX network transcriptional repressor (gene Mnt). Gene Ontology annotation, molecular function: protein dimerization activity; RNA polymerase II cis-regulatory region sequence-specific DNA binding; DNA-binding transcription factor activity, RNA polymerase II-specific. Gene Ontology annotation, biological process: regulation of transcription by RNA polymerase II. The record is from RefSeq and is a predicted model, not a curated record. NCBI's taxonomy places the organism in Eukaryota, Metazoa, Chordata, Mammalia, Rodentia, Caviidae. The transcript is spliced from 6 exons. The coding region runs from base 492 to 2249 and encodes 585 amino acids.